AGACAGGCAGGCAGGCAGGGUCGGGCUAGGGGACAACAACGGGUCCAAGUUUGAUUUAAGUAACCUUUGCCUCGGAGAGCCAUGAACGGAGACUAUACGAAGAUCGAGCUUGACGACCAGCCUCGGGGCCCUGGAGGCAGUGGGGAGGGGACCCCACAGCCCGCCCCGGCUGACAGCUCGCCAGGCCAGGAGAACAGGGACCCAGAGGGGAUUAACCAGCACCUCAAGGUGGAUUUUGAGCAAUUGAUCGGAGAACCGGAGAGCGCCCACAGCUUUGACAAGGUCUGGGCGUGGAGCAACAUCUCCUUCGAGGUCUGCAAGCUCUGGGGUUACCGUGUCAUCUCUCUGCUGUGUGCCAUCCCGGCCUCCAUCGCUGCUGGCUGCCUUUUCGCAUUCGCCAGCUGCCUGCACAUCUGGUGCCUGGUUCCCUGUGCCCGGAUGUGCCUCCUGUGCCGGCCCACCUGGCAGAGUUUCUGCCUCAUCGUGACGGAUGCCGUCGUUGCUCCCUUCUGCACCAGCGUCAGCCACUGCUGCCGCCGCGUCCACCUGCGGCUGGCCCGCCUCUAGCCCCAGGCAGCCCCACCCCACCCAGCCCCACUCGCAGUGGGUCUCGGUCAAACAGGCCCUGGGCCCAUUACUUUGCGCUGAUCUUCUAACCCUCCCCUCCCACAUAGUCCUCCCGUUUUCUGUCAUCUGUGUGCUUAUCUAAGAGUUUCUUAAAUGUCCCUCAUGUACGCAUACCAUCCCUGACAGGGCAUUCCAUGUACCCACCACUCUCCAUGUAAAAAAAAGAACUACCUCUGACACUCCCUCUAUACUUGCCUUCAAUCACCUUAAAAUUAUGCCCCUUCUUAUUAGCCAUUUCUGCUCUGGUAAAAAGUUUCUGGCUGCCCACUCUAUCUAUGCCUCUUAUCGUCUCGUACAUGUCUGUCAAGUCACCUCUCACCUUCCUUCGCGCCAGGGAGAAAAGCCCUAGACCACUUGACCUAUCUGCAUAAGACAUGCUCUCUAAUCCAGGCAGCAUCCUGGUGAAUCUCCUCUGCACCCUCUCUAAAGCUUCCUGGACACGCUUCACACUUCACACACCCAUCUUUGCCCCACCUACUGCCCCUCUGCUGCUCACAGGGGUACUCACACCCUCCCUCCCAGAACCCAACUCCACUAUCCAGUCCCAGCCCCCACCCCCAGUCAGUGCAGUUGCCCCACACGAGGUUUAGCAAUGGUCCCAAUGUUGAGGCUGGGGGAGUACAGAUGAUGCUCAUUCCUCAGUCCCCUGCCUGGCGGAUGGUGAGGAUGCCCAACCACUGGAGGCAAAGGGCAUCGAAGUGAGAGGCGACAAUGAGAGAAGAGAGGCAGCCCCCGCCUUCUGGCAGGUCCCUCCAUCCUGGGACACCAGUUUCUGGCCACGAACUUUUAGCUUGAUGUCACCAUGAACCAAAGGGAUCAUCCUUUCCCUCCCCACCCCUUCCCUCUCCCCCCCAAUGCUCCUUCCCCUUCACUGCUCCUUCCCCCCAUUACCCCUCCCCCUCCCCUUCCCCCUCCCUUCACAACCCCUUCCCCUCCCCCUCACCGCUCCUUCUCCCCUCUCACAGUCCCUUCACCCUUCCCCUUGCUGCCCCUAUCCCUUUCCCUCACAGCCUCUUCCCCUCCCCACCCACAGCCCCUUCCCCUCCCUCUUACAGGCCCUUCCCUUCACUGUGUCUUCCCCCACCCCUCGCUGCCCCUUCCCCCUUCCCCACCCCCCACAGUCCCUUCCCCUUCCCCUCAGUGCCAUCUCACGUCCCACGAAACUGUUUGGCUCGUCGAGUCUGCUGCUUCAUUCACUCAGGAUUAGGCCAUUCAGUCCUUCUCCUGCCCUUCCCCUAUAACCUUUAGCGCCCCUGCUCAUCGUGAGGCAAUCAAGCUUGGCCUCCGCAGCGGUCCGAUACAAUGAAUUCCUCCUCAUCUCGUCUCUGUUCUAAAUGGGUGUUCUUUGUUUUCUGAGGCUGUGUCCUUUGGUCCUGGACUCUUGGACUCUCCCCACAAUAAAACUAUCCUCUCCAUGUCCACUCUAUCUCUCCCCUCACUAUCCCUUCUCUCUGCUCACCAACCUCAUCUCCCUAUCCCACCUCUCCCCUCCCUGCCCCUCACUACCCCUCUCCUCCUCUCCCCUCCAGCCACCGGCUCGCUGGGCUUACUCAGGCUCCCUUGGCUGUGCCAAGACAGGAGGUGACGGGGACCCCGAGCCAGUCCAGUUCUGACCCCCAGGUGCCGGGCGAUAGAGAGACUCCCAGUGUAGGAUGAACCAUGGUGUCAGGGGAACCUAUGGGUCAUUUUGUAAUAAAGUUACUAUGAUGGUAAUUGUGUCUCUGUUACUA
Molecule: messenger RNA, 2357 nt
Organism: Mobula hypostoma (lesser devil ray)
Lineage: Eukaryota; Metazoa; Chordata; Chondrichthyes; Myliobatiformes; Myliobatidae
Product: caveolin-1-like
Exons: 3
Coding region: 82-567 (161 amino acids)
Biological process (GO): regulation of cytosolic calcium ion concentration; caveola assembly; regulation of membrane potential
Cellular component (GO): focal adhesion; caveola; sarcolemma
Molecular function (GO): connexin binding; transmembrane transporter binding; molecular adaptor activity
Source: RefSeq, a predicted model, not a curated record